Camelus dromedarius (Arabian camel) is the source of this 1754-nucleotide messenger RNA. RefSeq names its product Fc receptor like B (gene FCRLB). Lineage: Eukaryota; Metazoa; Chordata; Mammalia; Artiodactyla; Camelidae. The record is from RefSeq and is a predicted model, not a curated record. Gene Ontology annotation, biological process: negative regulation of immune response; cell surface receptor signaling pathway. Gene Ontology annotation, cellular component: plasma membrane. Gene Ontology annotation, molecular function: transmembrane signaling receptor activity. The coding region runs from base 1 to 1314 and encodes 437 amino acids. The transcript is spliced from 5 exons.
AUGAAUGGUGUAAAUCCUGGUCUGAGGGCCGGAGAAGACGAGAUGAGAUAUCUCGGCUCCAACAUUGAGGCAGGAAAAAAGAGAGCUACUCUGGAGAAGCCCAUAUUGUCUCUACACCCACCCUGGACCACAAUCUUCAAGGGGGAGCGGGUAACCUUGAGGUGUGAUGGUUACCACCCUCUGCUCCUGGAACUCCGGCCCAUCAGCACUCUCUGGUAUUUGGGCCACCUACUCCUGCCCUCUCACAAGAAGAGCAUUGAGGUGCAGACACCAGGCGUGUAUAGAUGCCAGACACGGGGCGCCCCUGUCAGUGACCCCAUUCACCUUUCUGUAUCCAAUGACUGGCUGAUUCUGCAAGUGCCCUUUGCUGCGGUGUUCGAGGGCGAGCCGUUGGUCCUGCGCUGCCGUGGUUGGUAUGACAAAGUCGUCUACAAACUUUACUACUACCACGAUGGCCAACCCGUGCGCUACUUCCACUCCAGCGCCAACUAUACCGUGCCUCAGGCGCGCGCCAGCGAUAGUGGGCCCUACCAGUGCUCUGGGACCAUGCGCAUCCCUGUGGAGAGCACGCCCAUGUUCUCCGCCAAGGUGGCUGUGACCGUGCAAGAGCUAUUCCAGACGCCAGUGCUGAGGGUAACGGGCCAGACGGAGGCUCGCGGCGCGGCCCUAGGCGGGGUGAUGCUGCGCUGCGAGACGCUCUUGCACCCGCAGAAGCGCGACACGCCGCUACAGUUCGCCUUCUACAAGUACAGUCGCUCCGUGCGUCGCUUUGACUGGGGCGCCGAGUACACCGUCCCAGAGCCCGAGGUCGGGGAGCUGGAAUCUUACUGGUGCGAGGCAGCUACUGCCACCCGCAGCGUCCGGAAACGCAGCCCGUGGCUGCAGCUCUCUGGGCGAGGUUCUCCUCUGGACUUGGCGUCCACCACCGCCCCGGUCCCACAGGCCGCGGCCUUGGCGCCCGGUAGCAAGCCGCUUUCCUUCAGGAAGCCCCCGGUGUCCAGAUCGGUCCCGUCGGUCACCUCUGUCCCGAACACCACUUCAGCAGGGCUGCAGUUCCCCGCCGGCAGAGCCCCCACUACUGGGCCGCCGGCCUGCGCUCCGCUGACGCCGUUGGAACAAACAGAUGCAGCCCUGAAACCCGACGUGGACCUUCUGCUCCGAGAAAUGCAGCUGCUCAAAGGUCUUCUCAGCCAGGUGGUCCUGGAAUUAAAGGAGCCACAGGCCUUCCCGGAGCACAGGGAAACACUUGAGACCUCCUCUUCCCACUUUGCUGUGAGCCGGGGAACCCCGGAAACCACUACUGUGGAGAGCUGAGAGAGAGAGGUGGCUAUUGUCCCCUCUCCAGGUGCAUUCACCCCUGGACCCCCUGCUUCCCCUCACGGGCAGACCUUCCAAAGCCAUCUGCAUCUGUUGUCUUGAUGUGGUUUCUAAAGAAGCGUGCAUAAAGUAUGGUGAUUGUUAUGUCACUCUCACCUAGCACAUUUGAGCAGUUUGUAACCAUAAGGCCCUCCCUCUAAUCUCCUCCUUCCCCUCAGAUUUCAGUAAGGAAGUAGAAACCUGCUAUUUACUACUUUGAGGUUUUUGUUUGGAAGUGAAUUUAGUCAUCCUCAUCUUUUCAUGCAAGCCCACCCAACACAGAUUUUUAGCACAGGCAAUUUUUCGGUACUUAAAGUCACUGAGGUAACUGAGUCCUUUGGAAUAUUUAAGGGUCUAGUUGUAAUUAUUUGUCAUGAAUUUAAUGUUACCUUUAAAAA